AUGCCUUCAAACAUGAAAGAUGAGGGCAGCCGCCUGUGGACGCUGAAUACUCGUGGCUGGAAUCACGUGCACCCCUCGGCAGAGCAGGUUGCGUAUGCCGGCUUUUACUUCCCGGACAACACCCAGACCCUGCGAUGCCCGUAUUGCAGUGUGGUCAUCUGCCGCAACGAUUACUCGGAGGGAUUUGACCCUGUCAAGCUUCACCACUGGAAGAGCGAAGACUGCCGUCACAUCAUUGCGGUUAGGAAUUACCAGGAAGCAGAGGCUGCCAAGGUUAAAGCCAGGGCUAAGUCCAAGGACAAGAAAAACAAGGCUUAG
This is a messenger RNA of Thyridium curvatum, 318 nucleotides long. RefSeq lists its product as uncharacterized. The coding region runs from base 1 to 318 and encodes 105 amino acids. NCBI's taxonomy places the organism in Eukaryota, Fungi, Ascomycota, Sordariomycetes, Thyridiales, Thyridiaceae. The transcript has a single exon. The record is from RefSeq and is a predicted model, not a curated record.